AUGCAGCUCGCAGCAGCACGCCCGCUCUUCACGGCAGCCACCCGCGUCGGCGGUCGCCGCAUCGCGUCCCCUCUCGCACAGGGUGCUCGCCGCUCGUACGCCGCCGUCACCGACGCCGCCGCCAACCCGGUCAAGCGCCACGGUGGCCUCAAGGACCAGGACCGCAUCUUCAGCAACGCCUACCGCAUGCACGACUGGCAGCUCAAGGGCGCUCAGUCCCGCGGCGACUGGCACCGCACCAAGGACAUCAUCGCCAAGGGCGACGCCUACAUCAUCCAGCAGAUCAAGGACUCGGGCCUGCGCGGCCGCGGCGGUGCCGGUUUCCCGUCGGGCCUCAAGUGGUCCUUCAUGAACAAGCCCGGCUGGGAGAAGGACGGCCGCCCGCGCUACCUCGUCGUCAACGCCGACGAGGGUGAGCCUGGUACCUGCAAGGACCGCGAGAUCCUGCGUGGCGACCCGCACAAGCUCAUCGAGGGCUGCCUCGUCGCCGGUCGGGCCAUGAACGCCAACGCCGCCUACAUCUACAUCCGCGGCGAGUUCUACAUGGAGUCGGACCACGUCGAGCACGCGAUCCAGGAGGCGUACAAGGCGGGCCUCAUCGGCAAGAACGCGUGCGGCAGUGGCUACGACUUUGACGUCUACCUGCACCGCGGUGCGGGCGCCUACAUCUGCGGCGAGGAGACGGCCUUGAUCGAGUCGAUCGAGGGCAAGCAGGGCAAGCCCCGGCUCAAGCCCCCCUUCCCGGCCGACGUCGGCCUGUUCGGCUGCCCGACGACGGUCGCCAACGUCGAGACGGUCGCCGUCGCGCCGACCAUCAUCCGCCGCGGCGCGUCGUGGUUCAACAACUUUGGCCGCGAGCGCAACUCGGGCACCAAGCUCUUCUGCAUCUCGGGCCACGUCAACAAGCCGUGCGUCGUCGAGGAGGAGAUGUCGAUCCCGCUGCAGGAGCUCAUCGAGAAGCACUGCGGCGGCGUCCGUGGCGGGUGGGACAACCUGCUCGGCAUCGUGCCCGGUGGCUCGUCGGUCCCGAUCCUGCCCAAGGGCCAGUGCGAGGAGGCCCUCAUGGACUUUGACUCGCUGCGCGACCUCCAGUCGGGCCUCGGAACCGGCGCCGUCAUCGUCAUGAACAAGGAGACGGACGUCAUCCGCGCCAUUGCGCGGUUCGCCAAGUUCUACAAGCACGAGUCGUGCGGCCAGUGCACGCCGUGCCGCGAGGGCACGACCUGGCUCGAGAAGAUGAUGGACCGCAUGGUCGUCGGCCGGGCGCACGAGCGCGAGAUCGAGAUGCUGUGGGAGUUGACCAAGCAGAUCGAGGGCCACACGAUCUGCGCCCUCGGCGACGCUGCCGCGUGGCCCGUCCAGGGCCUCCUGCGCAACUUCCGCCCCGAGGUGGAGAAGCGCAUCGCCGACUACCAGGCGAAGAACGGGCAGGUCCUGUUCGGCGGCCAGCACCGCUCGGACGUCAACCCGGCAAUCGCUGUUCCGGACAACCUCGGCAUGUCGCUGCCGCUCCCGGGCGUUGGCACGUCGGUUGGCCCCUAGACGAUCCCUCGAGUCGAACCCGUUCUCUCUCUCUCUUUUGCGUUGCUCCCCCUUGUUCCAGCUGUAAUCUGCCAUCGAGCCUUCUCUCGCCGUC
This is a messenger RNA of Rhodotorula graminis WP1, 1636 nucleotides long. RefSeq lists its product as uncharacterized. The transcript has 7 exons. NCBI's taxonomy places the organism in Eukaryota, Fungi, Basidiomycota, Microbotryomycetes, Sporidiobolales, Sporidiobolaceae. The coding region runs from base 1 to 1542 and encodes 513 amino acids. Gene Ontology annotation, molecular function: NAD binding; NADH dehydrogenase (ubiquinone) activity; 4 iron, 4 sulfur cluster binding. The record is from RefSeq and is a predicted model, not a curated record.